AUGACAUGUAAGUGUGAACCAAAUAAUUUAGUUAACGUUUUACAUAUGAUAAAGCCACUACUUUCAUACAUCCCCGAUGUAGUACAGCCAUCUAGACAAGUUACAUUUCAAGAGAAAUUUAUUUGGAGUACUCUAGCAAUUUUAAUUUACAUGAUAGCAUCACAAGUCCCUCUUUUUGGUAUUAUUGCAAGUGAACAAGCUGAUCCAUUUUAUUGGAUGAGGAUGAUGAUGGCCUCUAACAGGGGAACACUUAUGGAUUUGGGAAUAUCUCCUGUGAUAACAGCUUCGAUGAUUAUGCAGUUUUUGACAAUGUCAGAAAUUAUAAAAGUAGAUUUUUCGAUUAAAGAAGAUAAACUUCUUCACGGUGCAGCCACUAGAUUAAUUUCAUUAAUAGUUACAAUUGCACAGGCCACUGUACAAGUAUUUACCGGAUUUUAUGGUCAACCUAAGGAUCUUGGUAUGACUUAUUGUAUUCUACUUAUUGUACAAUUAAUCUUUUCGGGGCUUAUAAUUAUUUUAUUGGAUGAACUGUUACAAAAAGGCUAUGGACUUGGAAAUGGUGUUAAUCUUUUUAUCGCCGCAAAUGUGUGUGAAAGUAUUGUAUGGAAAGCUUUCAGUCCCAAAGUGUUUUUCACUGGUAGAGGUAUUGAAUUUGAAGGGUCUGUAAUUGCUUUUUUCCAUUUAUUAAUAGUAAGGACUAACAAGCUUUCUGCUUUAUACGAAAUAUUAUUUAGACAAAAUUUACCGAAUCUUUUUACUUUUUUAGCCACUGUUAGUCUUUUUAUUUUUGUUAUUUACUUGCAAGGAUUGAGAGUAGAGCUUACGACAGAAUCUACACAAGUCAGAGGACAAACAGGAAAAUACCCUAUAAAGCUUUUAUAUACAAGUACUUCUCCUGUAAUAUAUCAGAAUUAUAUUGUAUCAUACUUUUGUACAAUAUCAAGAUUAUUGUACAAGUGGAAGCCUACUAAUAAUUUUAUUAGAAUUUUAGGUAUAUGGGAUACUGUUGGGACUGGUAGGAUGCAUCCUCUUAGAGGUAUUGCUUAUUAUGUGUUUCCGCCAGACAGUAUUUUUGAUUUGUACCGUCGACCAAUUUAUUUCUUAAUUUAUUUAGGUUUUACUUUUUUAUCAUCUUCUUUUAUGAGUAGAGCGUGGAUUGAAAUCUCUGACACUACACCUUCACAAGCAGCUAGUAACUUAAAAAAAAACAGAAUGACUUUGAAAGGAAUUAGAGAAUCUAAUAUGGAAUCCGUAUUUUCUAAAUACAUUCCUACUGCAGCAUUAUUGGGUGGUUUUUUUACUUCUUUGGUAGUUUUACUUUCUAAUUUAUUUGACACUAUAGGAAGUGGCACGAAUGUUUUUCUUGCAACUUCUAUUGUUUAUCAAUACUUAGAAUUGUUUGCUAAAGAAACUGCUAAGAAGAGUGGAUUAUCAUUUAUUGAUUAA
Vairimorpha ceranae is the source of this 1446-nucleotide messenger RNA. Its product is annotated as protein transport protein sec61 subunit alpha. The record is from RefSeq and is a predicted model, not a curated record. Gene Ontology annotation, biological process: SRP-dependent cotranslational protein targeting to membrane, translocation; post-translational protein targeting to membrane, translocation. The coding region runs from base 1 to 1446 and encodes 481 amino acids. Gene Ontology annotation, cellular component: Sec61 translocon complex; membrane. Gene Ontology annotation, molecular function: transmembrane protein transporter activity; ribosome binding; signal sequence receptor activity. NCBI's taxonomy places the organism in Eukaryota, Fungi, Microsporidia, Nosematidae. The transcript has a single exon.